Molecule: messenger RNA, 636 nt
Organism: Seriola aureovittata
Lineage: Eukaryota; Metazoa; Chordata; Actinopteri; Carangiformes; Carangidae
Gene: guca1b
Product: guanylate cyclase activator 1B
Exons: 4
Coding region: 1-594 (197 amino acids)
Biological process (GO): visual perception
Cellular component (GO): cone photoreceptor outer segment; photoreceptor inner segment
Molecular function (GO): calcium sensitive guanylate cyclase activator activity; calcium ion binding
Source: RefSeq, a predicted model, not a curated record
AUGGGUCAGCGCCUGAGUGAGGACAGUGACCCAGACAAAGAAAUUGAUGUGGCAGAGCUGCAGGAAUGGUACAAAAAAUUUGUUGUGGAAUGCCCAAGUGGGACUCUCUUCAUGCACGAGUUCAAGGGCUUUUUCGGCGUCACUGACAACAAAGAGGCUGCAGAUUACAUUGAAAACAUGUUUCGAGCCUUUGACAAGAAUGGCGACAACACCAUUGAUUUUCUGGAGUACGUGGCGGCCUUGAACUUAGUCCUGAGGGGUAAACUGGAACAUAAGCUCAAAUGGACAUUCAAAAUGUAUGAUAAAGAUGGAAGUGGAUGCAUUGAUAAAACAGAGCUUCUUGAAAUUGUGGAGUCUAUUUAUCGACUGAAGAAAGCCUGCCAUGGAGAGCUGGAUGAAGAAUGCAAUCUGCUGACCCCAGAUCAAGUGGUUGACCGGAUAUUUGAGCUGGUUGAUGAAAAUGGAGAUGGGGAGCUCUCGCUGGAUGAGUUCAUUGACGGAGCACGGAGGGACAAAUGGGUGAUGAAGAUGCUGCAGAUGGACGUCAACCCUGGGGACUGGAUCAAUGAGCGAAGGCGCAGUGCUGACUUCUAAGGCUGUAACAUGAACUGUCAGUCUGUCACCUGCACACAUCCC